GUCGCGGAAGCUGUUUUUUAAAUUAAAACAGGAACCAUGUAAUGAAAAAAAAAUCAUUGUACUUAAGUGACAUUCGUUUAAUGAUGAGGUUCGGUCAGAGUGCCUGUUGCGAUGUCGCUUUCCCUGCUGAUGACAGGUUGAACAGUGUUUGCUUACACUAGGAAGGAUGUUUCAUUGGUGUGGAAAGCACUGCAUUACACCCAGUUACCAAUACAAAAGAAAUGCGAGGGCCUAAACUGUGAAGUUGUAUACUAGUUAUCCAAUACGAAAUCGGUUUUGUCAUGCAAACAAUCUCAUCCUCAUUAGCGGGGAGAGAGUAAUGCCUCCAACUAAUUCAGUUUCUAAGUUAUGCUUGUGGGUCAACAUACGCGCUUAUGACUGAGUGCUGAUUUUUAUUUAUUUCAUCCUGGUGACUUGAAUCCAUUCACCUAAAAUAUCUGUCUUUUCCUGUAGGUUAUCAUUACACCACUAGGUGGCAACAAGUGAGCGUGCUAUUAGUGAGUCACUAAUCAUUCACUCAUUCGUUUUAUUCUUUUGAUUCAAUCGAUUCGUUUCAAUACACUGGCUGCCUCCAAAUGCUGAAAAAAGCUGUCUCCGUGUAAUGGAAGUUGGCCAGAAAGAACUGUGCGUGUAAACCGCACUCUCUUGAUCUCAAGAGGUGCUCUAGCGACUGACGCUAGAGACUGCGGUCUUUAGCCUCCUUGUAAGAUCGUCCGACUCCUAUGCCAGCGGCCCUGGGUUUGAGUCCCGCUGAGAGCAGGUGAUUUGAACAGGAGGGGUUACAUUGGUGCCGUGACCAGGAUGGGAGCAAGGUUUUAGGGGGUGAGUGUAACGGACAUUGGCUGGUAAGAACUGUGCGUGUAAACUUCACUCCCCUGAUCUCAAGAGGCACUCUAGCGACUGACGCUAGAGACUGCGGUCUUUAGCCUCCUUGUAAGAUCACCCGACUCCUAUGCCAGCGGCCCUGGGUUUGAGUCCCGCUGAGAGCGGGUGAUUUGAACAGGAGUGGUUACAUUGGUGCCGUGACCCGGAUGGGAGCAAGGUUUAAGGGGGUGAGUGUAACGGACAUUGGCUGGUAAGAACUGUGCGUGUAAACUUCACUCCCCUGAUCUCAAGAGGUGCUCUAGCGACUGACGCUAGAGACUGCGGUCUUUAGCUUCCUUGUAAGAUCGUCCGACUCCUAUGCCAGCGGCCCUGGGUUUGAGUCCCGCUGAGAGUGGGUGAUUUGAACAGGAGGGGUUACAUUGGUGCCGUGACCCGGAUGGGAGCAAGGUUUAAGGGGGUGAGUGUAACGGACAUUGGCUGGUAAGAACUGUGCGUGUAAACCUCACUCCCCUGAUCUCAAGAGGCACUCUAGCGACUGACGCUAGAGACUGCGGUCUUUAGCCUCCUUGUUAGAGCGCCCAACUCCCACGCUAGCAACCCUGGGUUCGAGUCCCACUGAGAGCGGGUGGUUCCAACAGGAGGGUUACAUUGGUGCCGUGACCCGGAUCGGAGCAAGGCUUAAGGGGUUGAGUGUAACGGACAUUGUGCGUGUAAACCUCACUCCCCUAAUCUCAAGAGGCACUCAAGCAACUGACGCUAGAGACUACGGUCUUUAGCCUCCUUGUUACAGCGCCCAGCAGCUCCGAGUUUGAGUCCCUCUGAGAACGGGCGGUUCGAACAGGAGGGGUUACAUCCACAGGCAGCAUACAGAGAUUUGAAUUAAGGGAACAAUUAAAUCCAAUGAUUGUGACACAUCCUGCUACUGAAAUACCUUAAUAAUAAUAAUAAUAAUAAUAAUAAUAACCUACAGAUAAAGUUCCUAUUUUUGGUUCGUAUAAAUAACCAAAUAGAAAUCAUAUGUUAACCUUAGGGGAACGUUCAGUGUUUGCUGUUUAGUCAGCCUGCGGAACCUCUUUCAAGAAUGAGACGCAUUAAUACUAAAAAACGCUUGUUAAGUGCGUGUUCAUUCAGUAAUGCAGUCACAUGCUUAAAAAAAAAAUGGAGCAAAUAUUGCAGAAAUAGUAGCAGUAUGCUAUUCUGUUAUGUUAUUAUGCGAUUUGACUGUGAGAGCGGUAGGUUGCUGGAGGGGAAAACUUACUGUCCCGCCCUCGCGCCAGUAAACACGUCAUCAGAGAAUAGAAGAUGUAAGGCAGUGGAAGUUGUUUUGAUUAAAAAUUAAGAGAGCACAUGAAUUAAAAUAAAUUGCACGGAUAAAUCAUUUAUAAUAAAUACUGUUAAUUCCAUAUUGUCCAUUUUGAUUUCAUGGUGACUUUAAUAGAUUAAAAACACCAGUUUACGAACAGCACACCACUUAUUGAGAGUGUUUGUGUAGGAGGAGUGUGAAAAUGAAUCAGCCUUGCUGGACACAGAUUUCACGUAAUCUCUGUUACAGACGUUUAAGUGCCACAACUGAUGACUCACUGUAGUCUCUGUAUCGCUGUGAUUGUAAACGCACUGCCUUCUAUCUCUGUGGUCCACAGAGGUUCGGCGUUUCUGCAAAAUAGUGCUCUGCUGUUGAAUGGCGUCCUCGGAAUACGCUUGCGCUGUAGGCAUUACCAACCUGCUUUCCUGCCAAAUACAUGCCCUAGAUGCAGACUCACUGCGCGGCGUCGGAUGCUGUGCAGGUGGGAGAGCAAAACACUCGCGUGAAAACUGACUGAGAAGAAGGCGAAAUGACAAGGACAGGGCUUGCACUGGGUUGAUAAAGAAAAACCUUCGUUAGACGUCGCUGCACAUAUUCACGUUAGCCUAUGUGCCACAUCCAUCCGCAAUAUCACACCUUUACUCUCUCCGAGUGAUGCUGCUGCUGCUGUCUAUGCAGUGAAAUGUUUGGCACUGUCUGAAUCUGCACCCAUCUGGAGCUGAGCCGUUUUUCCCCCAUCCCCAUCGUCCUGAUCCUGAGCCCCGAUCCUGAUUAUUAGGAACAACUGCAAGACCCCUAACUCAUCUACCUCGACGUCCCUCUUUACCCCGGUACUGGCACUGCUUCACCCAUAGAAAACAGAUGAGCCUGGGAGGUUGUGCUUGAGUGGAGCCCUGCUGGGAGAAGUAAUGCUCUGUGUGUAGACCUCCCCUUCUUCCAAUCAUGAGCCACCAGGAGGCGCCACACGGCCAGGAGUUGAGAGAGGCGGCUGAGGCAGACCUGGAGCGUAGAGCCCCCGAGGGCCAACAGCCCCCCGCAUCCCACCGUAGACGCCACGAAAACGGAGAUGGCAGCUCCCGCUCCGGUCGCUCCCGCAACCACCACAGCAACCAUGGUACGGAAAAUAAUUACUACCAGUCCCAACAGCAGGGGGCCCCACGCUACCGCAGGUACGAGGGAUCAAACGGAGGGACGAACCGCACACGUGCCGCAAGGAGGCCAGCGGAAGACGGUGAUACCGAGCAGCAACCCGUUCAGCAACCCAUACCACGACCUGCAGUGACACGCUACCGCAGACAGGGGGACAACGAGGCACGACUUCGGGCACAGCAACAAAGACAGCGACAGCGAGAGAGGCAGCAGAGAGAUGCUGAGAGAACCGAACAGCACAGGCUGGAACAUCAACAGCAUCUCAUCUCCCCUACGCAAGUCAUGCCGCCAGCCAGAGAGCCAGAGGAAGCUGAGGAAGACGAGGGAGAUGGUGGCAGCGCUUUGGCCCGAUCCGCCAGCACCGAGAGCGGCUUCCACAACCACACGGACCGGGCAGAGGGGGAUGCAGUCAUGGCCCUUGAAGCGGAGCCCGAAGAUGAAAGCACAUACGGCAUCCCACUGCGCCCGGAAGCAGAGGAGUACACCGAGAGUGCAGAGUCAGAGCAACAGCACGGUGGUCCAGCUUACCUCCAACCCCAAUACCCACCUCAGCCACCGCCCCUACCUCGAGACCCCCUGCCUAAUGCCGAGAGGCCCCAUGAUGCAGAGACGCUAAACCCCAACUACUCCAAUUAUGUUUACACUCAACCCAUGUACCGCAGUCCCACUGGAGCAGGAGAGGCCCAUGAAGGUGGAUCAACAGAAGACGAGCCGUACUCUGAGCCCUAUGCCGAAUACACCCUUCAGGAGCACGUUUACGAGGAGAUCACGGAUGGCCCCUCGACCAAAGCUGAGGGACAGACUCCACAACAGUGUAGGGCAGACUUCAGACUCUUCGACCGUGACUUGUACCAGCAGCAGGAGGCUGUUGGGUCCAGGCUCCACCACUAUGACGAGCGAUCCGAUGGAGAGUCGGACAGCCCUGAAAAGGAAGCAGAGUUUGCACCGUACCCCCGUGCUGACAGCUGUGAGCAGGAUGAGGACAUUGACCAGAUUGUGGCAGAGGUGAAGGAGAGUCUGAGCUCGCAGAGCCUGGAGCGUGUCGCCAUGGGCCUGGACAAGGAUGGCGACGAAGAAGAGUGGACCGAGUCAGAGUCCCAUGGUCAAAUGGACAAAAUCAAAUCCCCGGAGCCAGUAAAUGAAGGAGAGUGCGGAGAACUGCCCCCCAAAAGUCCCUCAGAAGAGCCAGCUCCAGUCGUGAGGAGCAGUCGUGAAAAGAGAGACGCAAUCUCACUGGCUAUUAAGGACAUCAAAGAGGCAAUAGAGGAAGUGAAGACAAGGACGGUCCGCUCGCCCUACACGCCAGACGAGCCCAAAGAACCCAUCUGGGUAAUGAGGCAGGACCUGAGUCCUACAGCAGAAUCUGACCUGCAGCCGUCUCUGGGGGCUGAUUCUCCAGGCUCAGGCUCCACCUCCCCACAGGGGGCCGAGUCUUCCAGCCGUCCCCUGACGUCACACGAGGGGAGUGACAGCUUUGAGUCUCCAUCUCCAGCCAGUAAAGAGUCAAGGAGAAGUCUCGCUUCAUUCCCGACAUAUGUGGAAGUACCAGGCCCAUGUGACCCAGAGGACCUCAUUGAUGGUAUUAUCUUUGCUGCUAACUACCUGGGAUCCACCCAGCUACUCUCAGACAAGACACCCUCCAAAAAUGUGCGCAUGAUGCAGGCUCAGGAGGCUGUGAGUCGCAUUAAGACGGCCCAGAAAUUAGCCAAAAACAGGAAGAAGGCUCCAGAAGGUGAAGCUCAGCCCAUGACUGAGGUAGAUCUCUUCAUCUCCACUCAGAGAAUCAAAGUGCUCAAUGCAGACUCACAGGAGACAAUGAUGGACCACCCUUUAAGGACCAUCUCCUACAUUGCUGAUAUUGGGAACAUUGUGGUGUUGAUGGCCAGAAGGAGAAUGCCUCGCUCUGACUCUCAGGAGGACGUGGAAGCCUCUGACCCUGCCCAAGACGAGAAGCGGCAAUACAAGAUGAUCUGUCACGUGUUUGAGUCUGAAGAUGCUCAGCUCAUAGCUCAGUCUAUCGGCCAGGCUUUCAGUGUGGCAUACCAAGAGUUCCUGCGUGCCAAUGGCAUCAACCCAGAGGAUCUGAGCCAGAAAGAGUAUAGCGACCUCCUUAACACACAGGACAUGUACAACGAUGACCUCAUUCACUUUUCCAAGUCUGAGAACUGCAAAGAUGUUUACAUAGAGAAGCAGAAGGGAGAGAUUCUUGGGCUGGUGAUUGUGGAGUCGGGCUGGGGCUCCAUCCUUCCCACAGUUAUUAUAGCAAACAUGAUGCAUGGCGGCCCGGCUGAGAAGUCCGGUAGGCUGAACAUUGGGGACCAGAUUAUGUCCAUCAAUGGCACCAGCCUGGUGGGAUUACCCCUUUCCACCUGUCAGAGUAUUAUCAAGGGAUUGAAGAACCAAUCCAGAAUAAAGCUUAACAUUGUGAGAUGCCCACCCGUGACCACUGUUCUCAUCAGAAGACCCGACCUAAGAUAUCAGCUGGGAUUUAGUGUGCAGAAUGGCAUUAUUUGCAGUCUCAUGAGAGGAGGGAUAGCAGAGCGCGGUGGGGUCCGUGUCGGUCACCGGAUCAUUGAAAUCAAUAGCCAGAGUGUUGUGGCCACCCCUCAUGAGAAGAUUGUACACAUUCUGUCAAAUGCAGUUGGUGAGAUUCACAUGAAGACUAUGCCGGCUGCCAUGUACCGCUUGUUAACAGCCCAGGAGCAACCCGUUUACAUCUAAAGCUACAACACUUUCUCAAGCCUCCUGCCCCGUUGUCACCAGAUAUAACCUUAAUCUUGAUGUGAAAGUGUCAGGCCUGUGAACUGGUGACUGUGUGAUUGAAUCCACUGAAGCUCUGCUCAACAUGGCUCUCCAUGACUUCACUGCCUCCCCUGAGCUCUUCAUCUGUUCUUUUCUGUUGCUGUGAGUGCGAUUGCUGUGCCGUGUCAUUCCUCUCUGUGUGCACUGGAACGAAGCAGAGAGAGAGUGAGAAAUAUUUAAAGCCCAUCACAGGAAAUGGUGUCCUACUCAAACCAGAUACCUACUCACACAGCAGUUUGUGGGUGACAAAAAGUACAUCUGUGUGAUGUGAGCGUUAGGUGUACAAAAAGGAGUUUGCCUAACCAUACUUUUUUGCUGUUAUUUAUUCGAGCUUGGCAGGCGUCAUGUGUUUUAGGUUCAACUUUAAUUUUUAAGGGCAGCUGUUAGUCUGAGGAAUAUGGUGUUGAGUUGAAUUGGUCAAAACCUACAGGAUGUUGAAUUGGAAUUUGAAUUGGAUCCACAGGAAAAUAAAUUUACUGAACUGCAAUUUGAAAGACAUUCAGCAGUUAUUAUAACUUCAAUUUUCAAUUAACAAAGCCACCAAAAUUUUAACUUUGCCAUACAGCACCACAAAAUGUACUUUGACAACUUUUGACUGGAUAAUAUUGUAAGUAAACUUACAAUAUUUUCAGUUAUGAUCCUGAAAAUGAAAGUUAAUUUAUUAAAUAUAGUGAAAUGCAUAUACAUUUCCACACAUUUUCAAACAUUAUUAAUAUUAUUUAAUGUUUCUCUGUUUUAAUGUUGCGUUUUUCAUUUUAUUUAUAGGUAAUUGAUACCGAAACACACAUUUCUUUAACUUGCUUUCCAUUUUACUUGCUUAAAUUCAAAUUCAAAUUACAAUUCUGCAUCCUGUUGGCUUAGAAAUGGACUAAACCAUUGAGUCCUGUAAAAAAGGUUUUUAUUUAAACACACUUCCUAUCAAAAUGACAAUGAUCUUUUUGGUUCAUCCGUGGUGGAUAAUUCAAUGGGAAUGUCUAGUAUACUUAGGAGUAUAUAGAGUAGAGCACAUAGAAAUUGUGGAUGAAAUGCCUUACAGAAUGAUGAUGCCAUAAUUUGAAAAAAAGAAAGUGUUUUUGAAAUAUAUGGAGGUGCAUUUGGAGAUUUGAGAGUAGUUGAUGGACUUAAAGGGAUAGUUCACCCAAAAAUGAAAAUUCUGUCAUCAUUUACUCACCUUCUAGUUGUUCCAAACCUGUAUAAAUUUCUUUCUUCUGCUGAACACAAAAGAAGAUAUUUUGAAGAGUAUGGGUAACUAAACAGUUUAUGGACCCCAUUGACUUCCAUAGUAUGAAGGGGAAAAAUGAUGACAGAAUUUUCACAUUUUGGUGAACUAUCCCUUUAACAAAUGAACCUCUUUAAAUAAGCAUACGCAUAUAUUACAGUCGGGGAAAGGCUUCCUAAAAAUUAACCAUUGUGUUGUGAUUUACUGCUUUUUUUUUUUUUUACAUUCAUGUGCAAUAUUUAUUUUGUUUUUGUUUGAGGUUUUUUUUUUUUUGGUAAAUGACUGCAUUCCUUAUUUUUAUGCACAGAAAACCUUCCUUUUUGUUUUAAGCAUCUGUAUAUUAAAUAAUAAUAUUGCAAAUUAAAUAUGCCUAUAUUGGUAGCAUUUUCUUUUAAACAUUUAUACUUGGAAAAAAAAUGUUUGUGUUGACAUUUUAAGGAUGGAUUUGAUAAAUUCCAUUCUGAGAUCUCAUUUAUCUUUUGUACCUCGUUAUGAAGUUGAGUCAUUACGGCCUUUUUUUUAUCAACUAAAUGUUUAAUUCAUGUGUGCUACUUUUUCACUCAGUGUUUUUUCACUUAAGAGCAGAAUGUGUCUUAACAGAACUGUAUUCACUCUCAGAAAGCUUCGGUCUGGUACAUUUGAGCUGGAUUUGCAAGCGUGUAUGACUCUAAUUUGGACACCAAUAUCCAGUAUACUGUUCUAGUAUAGAGCAUCUCAACAUGAAGCGAUUGAAAACCGACUGUGUUUCCAGAGAUUUUCCCCCUCAUUACAGUACCAUCUGUGUAAGAACCUCAGCAUGCUUUGGCACAUCUCCAUUCUUACUUAUUAGAGACUGUCUGAAUUCUGGUAAAUAUCACUAUAUAUGUGAUUUUGCAUCUGAAGAAAAAACAAGCAGAAAAUGUCUUACGAGAAGCUUAUUGCAAUGAAUUAUUGAACACGCUCCCCUAUUUUACCAUCAAGUGUACUUGCGUAAUUCUUUUGAGAGCGCACACACACACGUUUGCAAAGAUCUUUUGCCAUCAAAUAAUUAAUACAGCAGUGUAGAUUAUAUCAAUAUGAUGACAUUUCUGCAGUGUUGAAUCUGUAUUGAUACUAGAAAUAUUGUGAGGAAUCUUACUGCUCUGCAGCGACUGUAUUUGAUGGCAUUCUGGCUCUUUCAGAUGUUACCAAGCUCCCUGUAAUUGUGCCGCUGAUAAGAAAAGGUACUUCUUGUUGCUUCAAAUGUGAAUUUCACCCCACAUUCUGACCUCAUUAGCACUGUAUUCUGUUACUAAUUGAAUCAAAAGUCAUUAACACAGAGGAAGGGCCUCAUUUUUUAUUUUUUUGCUUUAUGUGAAGCAUGAUCUUUUUGUAAGCAUUGCUAUUUAUUCUUGUAGUGAGUGUGAUGUGUGAUUACAAAUGACUUCAUCAUCAAAUAAAACCAGCUAGACACUUUCAUAUAUA
Molecule: messenger RNA, 8741 nt
Organism: Megalobrama amblycephala (Wuchang bream)
Lineage: Eukaryota; Metazoa; Chordata; Actinopteri; Cypriniformes; Xenocyprididae
Gene: apba1a
Product: amyloid beta (A4) precursor protein-binding, family A, member 1a
Exons: 14
Coding region: 3071-5998 (975 amino acids)
Biological process (GO): chemical synaptic transmission
Cellular component (GO): plasma membrane; cytoplasm; dendritic spine
Molecular function (GO): protein binding; amyloid-beta binding
Source: RefSeq, a predicted model, not a curated record